Molecule: messenger RNA, 1062 nt
Organism: Erigeron canadensis
Lineage: Eukaryota; Viridiplantae; Streptophyta; Magnoliopsida; Asterales; Asteraceae
Product: ATP-dependent DNA helicase PIF1-like
Exons: 1
Coding region: 1-1062 (353 amino acids)
Biological process (GO): DNA repair; telomere maintenance
Molecular function (GO): DNA helicase activity
Source: RefSeq, a predicted model, not a curated record
AUGGCAAAGAGACAAGCGGUUGAGGCACUAGAUCGAACAAUGCAGGAUAUCAUAGGCAUAAGGCAGCCAUUUGGAGGAAAAAUUAUGGUUAUGGGCGGUGAUUUCAGACAGGUGUUUCCAGUAAUCAAGAAAGGGACCCGUGCGCAGAUUGUCGACUCGAGCCUUCGUAUGUCGCCACUUUGGUCCGUGACUAAAAAGAUUCGUUUAACUAUAAAUAUGAGAGCAAGGACAGAUCCAUGGUUUUCGGAUUUCCUUUUAAGAGUCGGUGACGGAGAAGAAGAUGUGAUUGACGGCAACUUUAUUCGCAUACCUGAUGAUAUGACCAUCCCAUACAAUGCCGAAUCAGGAUCGAAAGAGGAUUUAAUAAGUUCCAUAUUCCCCUCCAUGGAAGUGAAUGGGAAUUCUUCGGAGUACAUAAUUUUCAGGGCAAUACUGUCAACUAAAAAUGAAAAUGUCGAGGAGAUAAAUGAGGAGCUGAUUGAUAGAUUUAUUGGCCAGGAGCAAAUAUAUUACAGCUUUGAUGAGGCGGAAGACGACGUUAACAGCUACUAUCCGGUUGAAUUCUUAAAUUCUCUUAAUAUUGCUGGUUUGCCCCCUCAUCGUCUACGUCUCAAAGUUGGGUGCCCGAUUAUACUAUUACGUAACAUCGACCCAUCCAACGGACUCUGUAACGGCACACGGUUGAUAUGCAAAGGUUUUCAACGAAAUGUCAUCGAUGCGGAAAUAGCCGUUGGCCCGAACGCCGGGAAAAGAGUUUUUUUGCCGAGAAUACCCCUAUGUCCCUCAGACAAUGAUAUGUAUCCCUUUAAGUUGAAAAGAAAACAGUUUCCGGUACGACUUAGCUUUGCGAUGACAAUAAACAAAGCCCAAGGCCAAACGUUGCCACACGUUGGUGUCUAUCUACCUGAAUCGGUAUUCUCACACGGCCAGCUUUACGUGGCACUAUCUAGAGGGAUAUCACGUGAAAGGGUGAAGAUGUUGGUUAAACCUACCCAACUUUUCCCUCAACCCGGCGUAUACACCUCAAAUGUGGUGUAUAGAGAAGUUCUACAUGAUGCAUAG